Molecule: messenger RNA, 4123 nt
Organism: Hemiscyllium ocellatum (epaulette shark)
Lineage: Eukaryota; Metazoa; Chordata; Chondrichthyes; Orectolobiformes; Hemiscylliidae
Product: regulator of G-protein signaling 22-like
Exons: 27
Coding region: 1-4095 (1364 amino acids)
Biological process (GO): regulation of signal transduction
Molecular function (GO): G-protein alpha-subunit binding
Source: RefSeq, a predicted model, not a curated record
AUGGAGAAACGAAACAUAUCGCCAGACAAACUGACCACUGAACCUCCUGAUAUAACAGCGGAUGACUUUGAAGAUUACUUGCUAACAGAUAAACUACUGGUGGAUUAUUUCAACAUGUUUCUCAGUCUAUUGAAUUUUCCAAUGCCAAUUUGGUUUAACAAACGAAUGGAGACAUUUGAAAUAGUUGACAAUGCAAAGAAAAAUCUGUUGAAGCAGUUAAAACAAUUGGUACAUACAUAUAGUCCUAUGGACCCCAUCUACAAUGCGACACUCAAAUCCCAAGAAAGACAUCCUCAAUUUGAAAAAAUCACUGCUCUGGAUCUAAAAUUUGAAAACAAGUUUAUUGUAAAGUCCAAUACUGUCAGCAGUGACCGGAAAGGUGUCUGGGAAAGUUUAAAUCCAGAAUGGGGACUCUUCCAGUUAUGGCUUGCAAAGUUGCUGUCUCAGUUAGGAAGCAACACCGGACCUGGCAUGCCACAAAUCGAUCCUGCUUACCGCCCUUGGGUUACUGAGAAAGAAGAUGAAGAACCCUUGUCCAAAAUUGAAGAUGUGAUUGAUGAUACUUCAGAAGAAAUAUAUGAUGAUGAGGAGGAAGAAGAAGAAGAAGAAGAAGACCCCAUGUCCAAAACUGUAGAUAUGGUUGAAGAUAGCACAGCAGAAAUCCAUAUCAGCCAUGAAGAGAGAAAUGAUCUGGUUUCUGUGAAAAGCGAGGCUUCCAUUGAACAAACCGAAACAGUAGAAGAAGCUCCAAUGGUUAACUUCCAAACUGAAAUUGAAACUCUAGUCAAAUUUAAGGUAGCUUCAUCCACUCCUGCAACUUCUGUGAAGAUUGAGGACAAUGUUGUAACUGCAAUGGAAGAAGCUAUGUUACGUAUUGCUGCUGAAAAGAUAGCCCACCACAGCAGAAAGGCCAGUGGCAGUACACAACAUAGUUGCAUUCCUGGUUUGUCCAAACCAGUAAUUGUGGAUGACGAGCUAUUUGAAUCUGUUCCUGAAUACGAUUUCUAUGGACAAGAAAUUAUUUACCUUGAACCAAAGUCAGAGGAUGAAACUAAACAUGACCAAAAAGUAAAGAGAAAAAACAAGAAAGAGGUAAGCACUGAUAAUAAGGCACCAUUGAAUGAAGAUAAGGUCAAUGAAAAAGCAGAAUUGCAUGAUCAGAAGAUCCACAUUGACACUAAAACAAGAACUGAUAAACAGCUGGUCAGCACAUUUGAUAAAGCAGCAACUCAUGGAACAGAAACCAACCUGUUUUCUGAGAAUGAGAAAAUGAAACUUCACUUGGAGAGUGAUACUUACCCAGCACCAAAGCCUAACAUUUCUCAAACAGCUCAGUUUGGUGUACAGCAAUCAUCUAUAGUCAGUGAUAUUAUAAAAACUCAAAAUCUUUCGGAUGGUGUGGGUGAAGAUAGUAUGGAAUCUGACUCCACUAAUGAGGAAGGUGAUAGCAGAUAUUUCUGCUACGUGGAACCACCUCAUAGCUUCAAUUUCAAGAACCGAAAGGGCAUUGAAAAAUUCAAGAAAUUUCUCCAUGGAACUGCUGGUGAGAAAUACUGGUGGCUAUGGAUGGAUAUUGAAAGAUUAAAGGUUAUCAAGGAUAGCAAAAAGAAGCAAAGUUAUCUGAACAAAAUACGGAAUCGAUAUUUAUUUAAUGGGGGUGAAUACUGUAUGAAUGAGGAGGCACGUGCAAAGCUGGGUCUCUCAUCUGUCUCUCAGUGGACUGUAGAAAACCUGAGUCAAGUUCAGUCAGAUGUAGUCUCACCUCUGCUUCUCUACUGGGGUCCAAGGUACUGUAUUAAUAAAGGAUUUCCCAUACGGCAAGCUGGUAUUGCCUUGAAAGACUGGGAAGAUCGUCAGUUGAGACCAAAGUCUGAUGUAGGCCCAUUUCCUAUGAUAAUGCCAAAUCCUGUCAAGCCAAAGAAGAAAUGUAAAUCACAGCCACGCCAAAGAGAAGUUCCACAGAAUAGAUCAUCACCAAAUAGGCACUGCACUAGGACAAUGUCCAAAACUGCUCUCUGCAAGCCAGAGGCUAAGAAAGAACUUCCACCUCCAAGCGACACAAUUCAAUCACAAGUCUCAAAAGAAAAAUUUGAUGAAAAAUUUAUGGAAAAUUUGGAAAACCUAGAGUUACGUAAAACGAAGGACCUCCGCAAUUUAGAGACAUUAACACAGGUCAAAAAAUACCAUGACGUUCCAUGUGAUACUAAGUUAGAUGACCUGCUGCAGGCCCUGCACAAUGAAAGCAGAACUGGAUACUACUUCACACGUUUUUGUGAAAAAACAGGGAAUACAUUAUGGAGGAAUAGUGUGAGCCUGUGGUUUGACCUGAAAGAGUAUCAGCGACUGUUUUAUGCGGAAAUCUUUCAACCUUUUAAACUCAAGAGACAAGCUCAGUUCAUUUUUGCAACAUACACUAUUGAAGAGGCCCCAGCAGACAUCAAAAUGGAUGCAGAGAACAAGAAAGAGAUCUAUAGCAAACUAGAUCCACCAUUUGAAGAGCUCUUUGAUCAAUUAGAGGAACACAUUCUUAUCUUGCUACUGGUGCCUUGGAUCCAAAUGAUUGAAGCGGAAAUGGCAAGUUACAGUAAGGUGACGGUGGCAACGAAGACUGAGCGUCUGGACUCAGUAUACUACAAGAAGCUUCAGGAAUUGCAGAGGAAGUUUCUGCCCAAUGAAUUUCCUGUUGAAUCAGCUAGCCAAGAAGAAAUUUUGGAGGAUCCCAGGACCUCAUGGAAAUUUGUUCCACAGCAAUUCAAAGAUUAUUCAUUUCAAACGCUUCUUCACAAUCGCUUAGAACUUGACCAAUUUCAGACAUUCCUUAAAGAAAAUUUAGCAGACAUGGAUCUCAACUGCUGGCUGGACAUUGAACACUAUGUAAAUAUAUCUCGCCAAGAAAAAGACAGUAAAAAUAUCAAAUCCAAAGAGAUCAUCAACAAAUAUAUGAAUCGAAAGUAUUUCUUUGGACUCAGCAGCCCGGCUACAAAACCACAACAGGAAGAGGUGUUGGCAUUGGCUGGUGGACAAGAAAAUUUGCUCCACAAUCUGUUGUCUUCAGAAGUUGCACUGGAGGUGCAAAGAUAUGCAAAAGAACGUAUGGAAAGACAAUGGCUGCCAAUGUUCCUAUCCACACCAGAGUUUGCUGAAACUAAUCAGAUACGGAUAAAAUUGCAAGAGGUUGUAGAGGACCAGAUGUUACACAAAAGCAGGAAGAAGCGAGAUGUAAUGAAGCACAUGGAUAACAAAUGGACUGCCUCAUCAAAAGAAAUCAUAGCAUUUCGUAAAGCUUUGUUAAAUCCAGUAACGGCACUUCAAUUUCGGAAGUUUGUAUCAACAAAAGGACAACUGAUGGAGAAUAAUGUACUUUUUUGGCUCGAGGUUCAAAAAUACAAGGACUUAUGCCAUUCUCAUGCAACUGUGGAAACCAUUCAGAAUAAGAUCAUGGUCAUUAUCAACUGUUUUAUCAAUUCCAAUAUUCCACCGGCUGUGCAAAUUGAUAUUCCUGAAGAACAGGCAAACAGAAUUAUUAGUCAAAAGGAUCAGCAGGGUCCAUAUAUCUUCAGAGAAGCACAGAUGGCAGUUUUUGAUAUCCUCUUCAAACUAUGGCCUCAAUUUUCUGGUUUCCGACGCAGUAUUGCUGUUGAAAGCAUAGAGAACAAAAGGGAACAAGAAAUACUGCGAAGUAAAAAUAUAGAAAAGAGCUUAAUUCAGCAGAAGAGUGUUCAGGAUCAAAAGUCUGGUACACUUCAGCCAGCUUCUCUUGGUCCUGAGAGCAGGUCCAGCGGAAGUCAAUUGUCCUUAAAGGGUGAAAGUGAUAAACCAACACAGGAUCAACAGGAAAUGAAGCCAGGAAGUACUGAAACUGAUCAGGAUUCAGGGCACAGCCAGAAGGUUUCCUGGUCUUUUUCCAAAUACCUAGAAGCACUAAACAGAGAGGAAUCACUGAUUUUGAGAGCACAUGAGGUGGACAGAAUGGAGUCGAGCAGAAUAGAAGCUCAUAGAAUGGAGGCUAGCAGAGUGCAGACUGCAACAAUAAAUAUUCUACCUCCAGAAUCUUCAACCAGCCAAAACAUACCAGGCAACUUGAACAUAAAUUAAUUGUAACUUAUCACAACUUAUUGAAGCC